This is a messenger RNA of Neltuma alba, 496 nucleotides long. Its product is annotated as GDSL esterase/lipase 5. The transcript has 2 exons. The annotation marks the transcript as partial. Lineage: Eukaryota; Viridiplantae; Streptophyta; Magnoliopsida; Fabales; Fabaceae. The record is from RefSeq and is a predicted model, not a curated record. Gene Ontology annotation, molecular function: lipase activity. Gene Ontology annotation, biological process: lipid metabolic process.
GAGUCAUUAAUUAACAGAAACAGAGCCGUAUUACUUAUAAACGGGCCAACGUGAAGCCUGGCUUUGUGAUCAAAUCAUAAAAAGAAGCUCCUCAUCAUCAUGAAGAAGCUAGAAGCCCUUGUCGUCUUCUUCUUCUUCUUCUUCGUCCUGUUCUUCCCAUCUGGAAGCCAUGGGAGCAGACAGAGUCAUCACAGAACCACUGGCAAAGCUGCCUUCUUCAUCUUCGGAGAUUCCUUGUUGGACGCAGGAAACAACAAUUACAUCAACACGACAGCUCUGGACCAGGCCAAUUUCUGGCCUUACGGCGAAACCUACUUCAACUUCCCCACCGGCAGGUUCUCCGACGGCCGCCUCAUAUCGGAUUUCAUAGCUGAAUAUGCAAAUCUGCCAUUGAUUGCGCCGUUUCUGCAACCUGGGAAUAGGAACUAUCACAAUGGAGUCAAUUUUGCUUCUGCUGGUGCUGGUGCUCUUCUUCAAACCUUUGAAGGUUCGGUAA